AUGCUCAAAACCAAUAAUUCCGAGAUAUUGACCAAUACAACCGAUAAAAAUCUAUUAGUUUUUCCGAAUAUCAACAAUAAUUUAAUCUACUAUUUUGUUCCUAUUUAUACAAUCUUAUUUCUCAUCGGUACAUUCGGUAACGGCCUUGUUAUCAUCAGUAUCAUCCGUUCCUCACGGCUCCGGACGGUGACAAAUACUUAUCUACUCAACAUAGCAGUCGCUGAUUUCGUUCUUCUACUCAGCGUCCCGUUUCUCAUCGUGACAAUUCUCGCUGAGGGUUGGAUUUUCGGAAAUGUCUUAUGCAAAAUGUAUUAUAAUUUCAUCCAUAUUAACCAAUAUGUCAGUUCGUUACUACUGGCAGCGCUAUCGUUCGAUCGAUACCUUGCUGUCUGUCAUCCUAUUCGCGCAAUUGAAUUUCGAACACGAACAAAAUGCGUAUUGAUCAUUGCGGGAUGUUGGCUCAUCUCCGUUUUCUUUCUGGGUCCGACAUGGGUCUUCGCAACAGUGACAUCCGAACGGUUCGUCUUCUGGCUCGGCUAUCGCGUCCAAAAAUGUGUCAUUGAUUUUCCCUCGAUUAUCUUUACAAUUCCGCCUGAAAUCGUUUUCACUUACUACGCAUUUUUCCUCGGAUUUCUCUUUCCGGUUUCAAUGAUCACAACAUUUUAUAUUCUUGUCCUUGUACGACUCAAUCGCAUCCGACGGAAGCACAAAUCCGAGCUCAAACAACGUUCACAUCGAAAAGUAACACGAAUCGUUCUCGCCGUCAUCACGGCUUAUUUUAUCUGCUGGGUACCUUACUGGUUUCUCCAGAUCUUUAUCACCAUCGAUCCGCUGAUCGAUUCUCUACGGUUAAACUUUUCAAUUUUACCUGCCAACACCAGUAUGCGAUUCCUUCGUGAAUUAACUCAUCUAACAACCAUUAUUGGUUAUGCAAACAAUUGCCUUAACCCGGUUUUAUACGUUUUCCUUUCGGAAUCCUUUCGUGAAGAAUACUUGAUUGUCUUAAAAUGUUUCCAUCCUUGUGGAUUCUUCACAGACAGUGAUUCCAAUGAUGACAAUAUCAUUCAGAAUUCUUAUGAACGCGACUUAGGUGAUCGCUCGUCGGGAGCAAUCGUCGAACGGCGAGAGAAAUCCAUGAAGAAGAUCAAACAUAGCGUGGCCAUCGAUGAAAUUCCUUCGAAUUUUCAAUCACUUUCUUUAUGUUUCCAUCGUAACAAUGACCGGAAGAGUCGUUCAUCGUCGACGAGCUUCCUUCCAAAAGAACACGAUGAACAUUUAUGUAUGCCCCAUCGUAAAGUGUCAGUGACAUCUCGCCGUAUAAAAACGGAACAAAAGAAACAAUUAAUGAUGGUCAAAUUGACCCUAAAUCCAAGAUUAUCAUCGCCAAGGAUUCUUGAUGACGGCGGAGUUUACUGUGGUGAAGACACAUACACCAAACAGUUGCCAGUAAAUUGA
Molecule: messenger RNA, 1455 nt
Organism: Adineta ricciae
Lineage: Eukaryota; Metazoa; Rotifera; Eurotatoria; Adinetida; Adinetidae
Source: the annotation of a GenBank genome assembly